Molecule: messenger RNA, 2434 nt
Organism: Mizuhopecten yessoensis (Yesso scallop)
Lineage: Eukaryota; Metazoa; Mollusca; Bivalvia; Pectinida; Pectinidae
Product: long-chain-fatty-acid--CoA ligase FadD15-like
Exons: 2
Coding region: 200-1837 (545 amino acids)
Source: RefSeq, a predicted model, not a curated record
CUCUGUUGACACAACCAGACGUAUCAAGUGUCAUCUGCGUCAAUGCACAAACACAUUGGGUCGGUAGUGCAAUGCACAAUGUAUCUGGGUCAACGCUGUUGAACGAACUGUCGUUUAAACACGACCAGUUGAUAAGUUGUGACUGGAUGACGGCGGACCUUGGCUCAAACUAUAAAACGUGAUUAGAAGAGUCAUCAGAAUGUCAAAACUGAGUUAUAUAUCUUCUCCAAACUCGAAUCAGCAGCAAUACAAGUCGAUCGUUGACGUACUUAUAGAGAGAACUAAUGCUACCCCUGAUAAAGAAAUAUUCGUACACAGAUUAUCCGCAGGAGGGAGGAAAGUUAUCACGUAUAGUGAACUGACACAAAAAUCUACAAAAGUCGCCAAGUACCUAAUAUCUAAAGGAGUCUCUGUCGGAGACAGUGUCGCUAUCAUAGGAUCAAACAACCUGGAAUGGAUCAUUGGAGAGGUCGCCAUUUUCAUUGCUGGAGCUGUAGCCGUGCAGUUUCAAGGUGAUUCUGAGGUUUUCAGCGAGACUAUGCAUCUCCUGAAAUCUGUUCAAUGCAAAGCUGUUCUCUUGGAUCCUCCAAACGAUUCACAAUAUCUAUCGGAAAUGGAGCGAUAUUUUCAAGACGAGGAAACGCAAUGCCAGAGUGAAAACAAACCAGCAGUUCUGUUACUUCAAAAGCAAGUUAGUACAGCAUUGCCUUAUAUCGGCAAUAUACUUUCAGCAGAGGAGGACCCUGCCGUGAAAUUACCUAGAGUUCAACCAGAGAGUACUGCAGUUUUAUAUCCAACCUCUGGUUCGACAGGUGUUCCAAAAAUGUGUGAAUUUGCGCAUUUUGCAAUAACAAAUUCUCCCAUGGCAAACCUUUUCUGCACGAAGAAUGAUGUCGUAUUCUCAGAUAGGCCAUUCUCUUGGCUGGGAGGAACGCCACUCUAUCCUAUAAUAGGAGGAUUUACUCGAAUAUUCACAGAUCCAAAAAUAAUAUUGAAAGAAGAGAAAAUACAGAAUGUUUGGGAUAUCCUAAAGGAGGAAAGGUGUACGGUUGCAACUCUUUUCCCAUAUGCUUUGGUAGAUCUUCUACACCAUCAGGAAGAAAUCCUGCUGCUUGAUUACAAACCUACAUCAAUAGCCACUGGCGGUCAAAUACCUGGAAGUCACUUGAGUGCAAUUCGUGGAAAAUUCUGUGAGGAAAUAUACAGUGUCUAUGGAAUGACAGAAGUAGGUAUUGCAACAAAAGUAUCCCUGACGGCGGAAACUAAAGUAGGAGAAGUUGGAGAAAUAGUACCUGGAUAUGAAGCCAAAAUUAUCGGGGACGGCGACAAAACAUUGGUCUGUGGUGAAAUUGGUGACAUUGUUCUAAGAUCUCCCUGGAUGAUGAAAGGGUAUAGAAACUCCCCAGAAUUGAACAGGGUUUCCUUCAGUGAUGGAGGUUGGUUCCGCACAGGAGAUAUUGGUUUAAUAACCGAAGACGGCAAAUUGUAUGUGAAGGGAAAAGCUGCAGACGUAGUAAAGAGAGGAACGAAAAAGAUCCUUUAUAGGACGGUUGAAGCAGAAAUAGGCAGUUUUCCCGGGGUGAAAGAGGCAGUCGUGGUCGUUGUCCCAGAUCUGCGCCUUCUGGAAGAGAUAUGCGCAUGCGUCAUCAUAGAAGAAGAUACCAAUAUGACAGAAAAAGAGUUGCGAAAAAUGUGUUGGGAUAAGCUAGGUGAUAAUAUUUUGGGAGACUCUCCAACUUAUUAUCUUGUGUUCCAAUCGUUUCCUCGUCUACACAAUGGAAAACCCGAUAGAAUCAACACAAAGAUACAAGCCAUGAAGAUGUUGAACCUAUGUUGACAAUAUCUCUAUUGUUUUCAGAACGCUACAUCUGUAAACAUUUCAUAGUUGUCAUUGUAUAUAGUUGUAUGACGUUAUCUUAUAUUUCGUUGCGAUUGGUUGUACCUGCAAUCAGACUUUUUUUAACAAAAAUUGAGGUUUCCUGCUUAUAAUCCGAACAUCCGUGCUGGAAGUCAACCGUGACAUUCGAUAGCCUCUACUUACCAUAGCGACAUGGUAUUUCCUUUAAGAAUGAUUAUGUGACGUAUCAGAAAGCAAACGUUUCGAUCAUAUAAAAUUCAAGGUUCGACCAUAUAAUGAGUGUUUCCUUAGGAAAGAUCUAAAAUCAAAACAUUGGACUUUUACCAAAACAUGAAAUCGGCCUUAAAUGUUAAUAUGGAGCAAUGCUUAUAUAUACGAUAUAUACUAUAUUUGUAACAUCAAAGCAUACACAUACUGUUGUUAAUUACUUUAAAUAUACAUUUAUUUUUCUAUGAUUCUGUAUCUUUACUUAUACUUUGAGGUGUACACUGAUUAUCAAUGUUAGGGGUGGACUUUCAUUAACGCUGACUUGUUUUCUAUUCUGUUAAUUAAUAUCUAUUCAAUUAAAUAUUCUGA